Messenger RNA from Ophidiomyces ophidiicola, 2145 nucleotides. RefSeq lists its product as uncharacterized. Bases 1 to 2145 code for a protein of 714 amino acids. Lineage: Eukaryota; Fungi; Ascomycota; Eurotiomycetes; Onygenales; Onygenaceae. The transcript has 2 exons. The record is from RefSeq and is a predicted model, not a curated record.
AUGCAGACCUCUCUUGUUUGGCUGGCUCUUGCCAGCUCUACUUUGGGAGCUGCGGUUGGAGGACCUAAAGAUGAGAAACGCACUAUUCCCCAAUUAGGCGGCUUCCCCGGCUUCCCGGCUCAACUGCCUCAAGCCCCGAAUCAGCCGCCUGUCAAGAUUCCUCAGACACCCCAAAAACCAAACUGGUUCCCUCAAAAGCCCAACUGGCCCCCUCAAAAGCCUUGCAUCGACUGCCCUCAGAUUCCCUGCAUCGACUGCGAGAUCCCGAAGCCUAAGCCUCCUGUCAUCAAGCCUCCGGUGCCCGAUUGCCCUGACUGCGAGGGCCCGAAGCCCCCAAAGCCGCCUGUCAUCAAGCCUCCGGUGCCCGAUUGCCCUGACUGCGAGGGCCCGAAGCCCCCCAAGCCGCCAGUGGUGAUUCCCAAGCCCCCCAAGCCGACCACCCCCGACGAAGAUUGUGAGACGGACCUUCCAGAGCCAAGCUGCACAGAUUGUCCCCCAAUCAAGACGCCUAUUUGGCCUAAACCCUCUGGACCUAAGCCAACUGGAUCUAAACCGCCAUUUCCAACUCCCCCGGGAACCAAGCCCCCUCAGCAGACGACCACUGACGAAGAUUGUGAGACGGACCUUCCAGAGCCAAGCUGCACAGAUUGUCCCCCAACCAAGACGCCUAUUUGGCCUAAACCCUCUGGACCUAAGCCAACUGGAUCUAAACCUCCAGUUCCCACUCCCUCGGGAACUAAGCCCCCUCAGCAGACUACGACGGACCUUCCAAAACCGAGCUGUUCUAACUGCCCUCCAGUACCAAGCUGCCCUCCAUGCCCUCCUGGAACCAGUUGUCCCCCAUGUCCUCCAGCGCCUAGCUGCCCCGGCUGCCCUCCAGUGCCAAGCUGCCCUCCCUGCCCUCCUGGAGCCAGUUGCCCUCCAUGUCCUCCAGCAACGACUUGCUCGAGCUGCUCUCCGACUCCCUCUAUGACAAAUCCAACUGGGCCCAAGCCGACUGGUCCUACUCCCACUUGGCCUAAACCCUCUAACUCCACAACUCCUGCUCCAAAGCCCUCAACUGAGUGCAUCACGAAGACGAUCACUUCCGUCUAUACUACCACGAGUUGUCCAGUUACCACUGAGACGAAGACGAAGGGAACGGUAAUCUACACGACUGUCAAGACCCAGACCGUCACUCUUCCUUGCACCGAAACAACCGUUGUCGUCAUUACGUCCACUCAUCCGCCUGUGCCACCAACGCCAACCCCUCAACCAUCUAAGCCAGUCCCUGAGCACCCCAAACCUUCGCACCCGUCUCCUGAGCACCCCAAGCCUUCGAACCCAGCUCCCGAGCACCCCAAGCCUUCGAACCCAGCUCCCGAGCACCCCAAGCCUUCGAACCCAGCUCCCGAGCACCCCAAGCCUUCGAACCCGUCUCCUGAGCACCCCAAGCCUUCGAACCCGUCUCCUGAGCACCCCAAGCCAUCGAACCCAGCUCCCGAGCACCCCAAGCCUUCGAACCCAGCUCCCGAGCACCCCAAGCCUUCGAACCCGUCUCCUGAGCACCCCAAGCCUUCGAACCCAGCUCCUGAGCACCCCAAGCCUUCGAACCCAGCUCCUGAGCACCCCAAGCCUUCGAACCCGGCUCCUGGACACCCUCAACCAUCCAACCCAGCUCCCCAGCAACCUCAGCCAUCCAUGCCAGUUCCCCAACAGCCUCAGCCACCCAAGCCAACUCCUGAGCAACCCAAGCCUUCGCACCCGGCUCCUGGACACCCUCAACCAUCCAACCCAGCUCCACAGCAACCUCAGCCAUCCAUGCCAGUUCCCCAACAGCCUCAGCCAUCUGUGCCGGCUCCCCAACAGCCUCAGCCAUCUGUGCCGGCUCCCCAACAGCCUCAGCCAUCUGUGCCGGCUCCCCAACAGCCUCAGCCAUCUGUGCCGGGUCCUCAGCAGCCUCAGCCUUCGAAACCAGCUCCUGUUAACCCUCCACCAUCUAACCCUCCGGCAACUCCUCCACAAUCAGGUGUGAACCCUCAGCAGCCAACCCGGCCAGGUACACCCACAGGAUCGUCACCACCGAUCUUCACUGGUGCUGCCACUCGUGUUGAAGGUGGAAUAUCUGCUCUCCUUGCCAUGGCUGUCAUUGCCGUACUGGCAUAA